AUGUCGAGCUACGAGAAGAAGUUUGAGUACAGAGGUCCGGCGGACGAGAUCAUCGAGCCGGCAGGACUGUCCACUGCUCGGUCGCGAGAUCUCGUCGAUGGUGCCCCCGCUGGUUACCAUGAUCGAGACGUCUUUGGUAACGAGGAAGGUGCUGAUAUCAAAUACAAAACAUUAUCAUGGCCUCUCGUCGCCGUUCUCAUGAUUGCUGAGAUAGUCAGUAAUGGCAUGCUCUCCUUGCCAGCAGCGACAGCGGUGGUUGGCAUCGUGCCGGGUGUCGUCCUGAUCAUCUUUCUUGGGGUCUUUGCGCUCUACACCUCUCUGGUGCUGAUAGACUUCAAAAUCAACCACCCCGAGGUUCACAAUAUGGGUGAUGCCGGGAGGAUCCUUGGUGGGCCGUUGCUGCGCGAAAUCCUCUCCGCUGGUACCGUCAUCUUCGCCGUCUGCGCAACUGGGUCACAGCUACUUGCUGGACAGAUUGCCUUGGGGGUAUUAUCGGACAACAAGCUCUGUCUGAUGUGGUAUACUGGAAUCUUUGCAAUUCCCACCCUUAUACUCUCGUUUCCUCGAACACUGGACCAGCUCUCCUGGCUCUGUAUUCCCUCAUGCAUCUGCAUUUUGGUUGCCGGUGUCGUAGGCAUGGGCGCGGCUGGGGGGAAUCCCGCUCCCGAUCGACACGUCGAUGUCGCUCGUUCCGCCAGCUUCUACAAUGCCUUUGUGUCUAUCACGAAUCCUGUGUUCGCGUACGCCGGGCAUUUUAUGUUUUUCAUCCUGAUCUCGGAGAUGAAGCGGCCGGCCGAUGCCAAAAAGGCAGCGUGGGUGUUGCAGGUUUUUGCCACUGCGUUCUACACCGUCUUCACCAUCGUCAUGUAUGUGUAUUUAGGGCCGUCAGUCCAGUCGCCGGCCUUUUCAUCCCUCCCCACGAAAUGGGCCAAAGCCACGUACGGUAUCGCUCUCCCCAACUUCCUGAUCGCAGGGUCUUUGUACUCUCACACCGCUGCCAAAUUGUUCUUCAUUCGCUUCUUCCGCAAAUCUCGACAUCAUCUGCACAAGCACACCAUCCUGGGCUGGACCACGUGGACCACGCUCAUCAUCCUUGCCAACGGCGCUGCGUUUGUGUUGGCAGUGGGAGUCCCUAUCUUUGCGUACCUCGUGAGUAUCGCGGCGAGUCUGUUCGCGAGCUGGUACACCUAUGGGAUUGCCGGUGCAUUCUGGUUGUACGAUGCCUAUCACGGGCUUGAUAAGGGGAGAGUCAAGGGCGUUUAUGGGAUGAGGGCCUGGACCGGGAGUCCAAUCAAAGCAACCAUCAACGCGGCGACGUUUGCCGCAGGCGCCUUCAUCUGCGUUGCCGGUACGUAUUUCCAUGCUGUUCUCGUUGAGCAGAACUCCGGAGAACGAGACGGCUAA
Molecule: messenger RNA, 1404 nt
Organism: Fonsecaea nubica
Lineage: Eukaryota; Fungi; Ascomycota; Eurotiomycetes; Chaetothyriales; Herpotrichiellaceae
Exons: 5
Coding region: 1-1404 (467 amino acids)
Biological process (GO): amino acid transmembrane transport
Cellular component (GO): vacuolar membrane
Molecular function (GO): amino acid transmembrane transporter activity
Source: RefSeq, a predicted model, not a curated record